Molecule: messenger RNA, 1661 nt
Organism: Nylanderia fulva
Lineage: Eukaryota; Metazoa; Arthropoda; Insecta; Hymenoptera; Formicidae
Product: carbohydrate sulfotransferase 11
Biological process (GO): carbohydrate biosynthetic process
Cellular component (GO): membrane
Molecular function (GO): sulfotransferase activity
Source: RefSeq, a predicted model, not a curated record
CUUCGCUUCGCGUUACGUCGCUUUAUAUUUAAAACCGAAGAGGAGCACGCGAGGGAGGAUCUUUCUCUCACUCUCUCUCGCGUCACCGCGCAUUAUUAUUGUUCUCCGGAGAAGAGUCAGAUAACAGCGUCGAGAGAUAAAGGAACAAUCGGGAUCCCUUCCGCCAUCCAGUUAUCUGCCCCGGGGGCGAACAAGGACGUUGCGAGGGAGGAGAGACGGUGGUGAAGGAAAAAAAAUAGCGCCUUCUCUUCAUCAGAUAGCUCGCUUUCUCUCUCUCUUCAUAUUCCAAUUUUCCAAGCUCGACAUAUGUGGUACAGUGAUACAACGUGGUAGUUCCUCUAGACUAGGUUUCAAACAUGAUAGACGCGUCGAACGGCAAUGAAAAUUUCACCGUCUAUCCGUUUCUACUGAAGACCGGUUCUUAUCACCUCGCGAAAAGGCUCUUUUCCCUGAAGCAGAGACAAGUAACGGUGAUAAAAUCGAUCGUGCUAUUGAUGACGAUCGGCACCGUUGUAUUGUUAAUAACGACGAACCUAACGCGAACUUACAUGAUGGAGAGGAAGACAAACAUAGAAUCGACCGCAUCGCCGAGGUAUGCGGCGUCGGAAUACGCGUCCGAAAUAAUAAUACUACCGCGUGCAACGAUGUCGCAAAAUCAGAUGGAGGAUGUUAAAAGGGAGCUGGACAGCAGAAGACGACGAGUGGCCCGCGUGUGCAAAACAAUGGAAAGCCUGAAUAAGGAAUCGCGCUUGGAAGGCACGCUAACUAACAUGAUCAUCGACACGGAGCACAAGAUAUCGUGGUGCCCUAUAUAUAAAGCAGCAAGUUCCACGUGGAUGAUUUAUUUUGCCGCAUUGAGAGGUGCUCUGACGGACUUUACUAUGGAUUCAAUUCGACGCAACCUAAUACAAGUCAGCGAUAUUGUGAGACAGAAGUUUCGACUUGACGAGAAUUUUAAUAAGACCUACGAGAAGGUGAGCGAAACCAAGAAAUUCCUGAUUGUGCGACACCCGCUGGAGCGUCUCCUGUCCGCGUACAGGGACAAGUUGGAGCACAGGCGGGGCCGCGAAUAUUACUACAAACGCUUCGGACGGCGGAUCGUGCUCAAGUAUCGGCAAUCCGGCGAGAAUACGACGAGACUGGAGCCAACUUUCGCGGAAUUCCUGCGAUUCAUCGCCAAGGAGAGGCACUUCGACGAGCACUGGACGCCGUAUUAUCGCACCUGCGAGCCGUGCGCGCUCCGCUACGAUUACAUACUGAAGCUAGAAACCCUGGACCGGGAUCAAAGCUUCCUCGUGCAGGACGCAGGACUGCACGAUUAUCUCUACGAUGUGACUUCCGGAAACAUCAAUCCUCAGGGCGCGACUAACAGGGAAAUGCUCAACGAAUACGUUACCGGGAUACCUCGCUCGCUUCUCGACGAGAUUUACAAAAUCUACGAGAACGAUUUCAAAUUAUUCGACUACUCGUUUAUAUGAAACAUCCACCUGCUUCAUUUCAUAAAACAUUACGUGUUUCAUUUAUAUGAAUACAUCGCAUGUUUUAUUGCAUUUUUUAUACAGACAGCUUGUGAUUAUUUUAUAUGACAUAUAAGAAAUAUAGUAUUAAAUUUUCCCUCAAACAUGAUAUAAGAUAAUCUUUAUAAAUUAUUUCUUAAAUAU